This is a messenger RNA of Dentiscutata heterogama, 951 nucleotides long. NCBI's taxonomy places the organism in Eukaryota, Fungi, Glomeromycota, Glomeromycetes, Diversisporales, Gigasporaceae. The record is from the annotation of a GenBank genome assembly.
AUGGAUUCGGCUGAAUAUUAUCUAGAGUUUGCCACAAAACUAGCUCAACAAUGUGGGCAAAUAAUUCUUGAAGGAUCAAAAACAAGAUAUACUACUGGUAAUAAAGUAUAUGAGAAGUUUGGUCAACAGACUGAUUUAGUCACUGAAAUUGAUAUAAAAGUCGAAGAAUUAAUCAAAUCAAACCUGAAAGAAAAAUUUCCGGAUCAUAUGUUUAUCGGAGAGGAGACGAAAGCCGCUGGAAAUCAUUAUGUAUUUACAGAUAAACCAACUUGGAUCAUUGACCCAAUAGACGGAACAACUAAUUUUGUUCAAGGCUAUCCUUUUGUUGCUGUCUCAAUUGGGCUAGCUAUUAAUAAGGAACCCGUUGUUGGUGUCGUGUUUAACCCAUUCCUCAAUGAACUAUUCACUGCUCGUAAAGGUCAUGGUGCAUUUUUAAAUCAUACAACAAGACUUCCAUUAUCCCACCCAUAUCCUCCGCCUGUCUUGCCAUCUAGUCUUUCUCAAUGUUUAGUAGCUUACGGAUGUAGUGGAGCAGAUAGAUCGGAUCUAGUCCUUGGUAAAAAGAUCAAUUCUGUACGUAACUUAUUAAGAUCACCUAGAGAAGUUUCUUGGAGUUCCAAAAAAGCUGGAUCAGUACAUGGAAUUAGAAAUGUGGGCAGUUGUACUAUGAGUAUAUGCUAUGUGGCCAAAGGUUGUUUAGAUAUUCAUUUUUCAAUUGGAGGCUGGGAAUGGGAUGUUGCGGCAGCUCUCGUUAUUCUUGUUGAAUCAGGAGGUAUCAUGGUUAAUGAUCACGGUUUCGAUGAAGGUUCAGUAGACAUUUUUGGUCGUAAAUAUAUAAGCAUUAGGGGUGGUUCACCAUGUGAUGGUGAUGAAAAUUCUAAACAAAGUCAAUUACGUCUUGUUAGAGAAAUAUUAGAUGUUGUUGAAGAAAUUGAUUGCCCAAGAUCUUAA